Messenger RNA from Emiliania huxleyi CCMP1516, 1629 nucleotides. RefSeq lists its product as hypothetical. The transcript has 3 exons. The coding region runs from base 1 to 1629 and encodes 542 amino acids. Lineage: Eukaryota; Haptophyta; Isochrysidales; Noelaerhabdaceae. Gene Ontology annotation, molecular function: metal ion binding. The record is from RefSeq and is a predicted model, not a curated record.
AUGCUCUCCUUCAUGCAGAAGGCGCUGCGCAACCUCCUCGUCAGCGACGACGAGGUCAUCCCCGCGCGCGGCUGCUCCCGGGCCGACGGCGUCGCGGAGCCGACGUCGCCCCCCGCGCCGCUCGUCGGCAGCCCCAGCCAACGUUCCGAGUUCAACGAUCCAGGCGGCGAACCGCUGACGAGCCCGGAGCACCAGCCUCCCUCGCCACCGCCGAGCGCGCCGGGGACAGGUACGCGCUCGAUCCUCGACGCGGGGCGGGAGGUGCUCGCCGCCAUCACCCCCGCGGGCGCGGACAGCGGCACCGUCCUCCGCGCCCUCUUCAGCGUCAAGUGCUUCGCGCGGAUGGCCGGCGCCGACCCGCAGAGCAUCGACGAGGAGGAGCCGGAUAUCGCCGCGAGGCUCAUGAUCGCGAGCCUCGCGUCGCUGCUCGAAGACCCGAUCCUCUACGAGGCGCUUUGCGGCCUCAAGCGCCCGAGCGACCUCGACGGCGUCCGGGACAUCGCCAUCGCGCUCUACUCGAGGAGCCAGUCGCGCAAGCGCGCCACACCGUCCGUCGAGUCGACACGUGACCGAGGAGGCUACGCCGCCAGCGGAGGGAGUUCGCGCGGAAUCGCCCUCUCCGACAGCGACAGCGAUGAAGAGGCGUCUCGCGGCGCGCGGCGCCUCCCACUGCUCAAGCCAGGCCAGCUCUCGAGAGCCAUUGGCCCCGAGUCCGCGCUCGCCAUCCGAGGCAAAGCCGUCACUAGGGCCGUCCGCGUCGCCGCGGCCGAGGGCAAGGCCUUCUCCGCCGACCUCGCCCCGUCGGACGCCAGGACCGACGUCCUGCGCGCGAUCCUCUCGAACGGCUGCGUCGACGCCGAGGGGCAUCGCACGAGCGCGAUGGCGAUCCCCUCGUACAUCCACGAGGCGCGCAGAGGGCUCCGAAACGAGAUCGAGGGCGCCGUCAAGGGACUGUUCCCAAGGGGCGCGGCCUUCUCCGCACCGGCCGCGGAUCUCCACCAGCUGCUCAUCGAUGCCGCAAGCUGCAGCUUCGAUCUGUCGCGGCUGCGCGACCUCGCCGGACGCUCGCUCGGCGCCAACGGCGCAGGGACCGACGAACAGCGCGAGCUCGAGCAGGCUCUCCGAAUCCUCCGCGCCGUCGCCUCGCCCGUCGCCACGCUCCUGCUCGGCAGCGAGGCGGGACGCGCAGACGCCGGCGCGCUCGCGGACUGGUGCCUGCGGUCCCUCACCGGCGGCGACCUCUCCGUCGGCGGCAUCGCCGCCAUCGUCGAGCGCGCCCUCGGGGACUACGACCAAGAGGUUGGGGAGUUCAUCCGAGGGAUUCUCCACCGCCCGCCCUCUUUCAAAGGCGCCCUCGAGGGGUGCGAGGGGCUGAUCCAACGAGCACACCUCGAGCACCUCUCCUCCAAGGCGUGCCCGCGCGACGAGGGGCCGUCCGACGGCGGCGGCUCCGACGCCGAGGACGGCUACGACCAGUCCGGCAGCCAGCCUGACGACUCCGAGUCGGGCGACUGCGACACCGACAGCGCUCGCGACGACUCCACGAGCGAGCAGACCGGAGUCCCCCGGUGCCGCUUCUUCGCUGCCGGCUAUUGCAGGCAGGGGGACCAGUGCCGCUUCGCGCACUGA